Marmota monax (woodchuck) is the source of this 3758-nucleotide messenger RNA. It is a transcript of the gene Acot11, whose product is annotated as acyl-CoA thioesterase 11. Bases 140 to 1924 code for a protein of 594 amino acids. The transcript is spliced from 16 exons. Gene Ontology annotation, molecular function: lipid binding; thiolester hydrolase activity. Gene Ontology annotation, cellular component: extracellular exosome. The record is from RefSeq and is a predicted model, not a curated record. Lineage: Eukaryota; Metazoa; Chordata; Mammalia; Rodentia; Sciuridae.
GGGAGCUCGGGAGGAGGAGCCCGAGGCCGCUGGCUGCAUUUGGAGCCCCAGCCGGAGCCGGCUGUGGCUCAGGUGACCUGAGGCUGUCUCUGGGAGCGCGCUGAUCCCCACCGCCUGGUCCACACUGCUAGAGGCCGCAAUGAUCCAGAAUGUCGGCAAUCACCUGCGAAGGGGCCUCGCCUCUGUGUUCUCCAGCCGCACGUCCCGCAAGUCAGUCUCACGUGCUGGAGACGACAACGACAUGGCAGAGGGUGAGGGAUACCGGAACCCCACGGAGGUGCAGAUGAGCCAGCUGGUGCUGCCCUGCCACACCAACCAUCGUGGGGAACUGAGCGUCGGGCAGCUGCUCAAGUGGAUCGACACCAUGGCCUGUCUGUCCGCGGAGAGGCACGCUGGCUGCCCCUGUGUCACAGCCUCCAUGGACGAUAUCUAUUUUGAGCACACCAUCAGUGUUGGACAAGUGGUGAAUAUCAAGGCCAAGGUGAACCGGGCCUUCAACUCCAGCAUGGAGGUGGGCAUCCAGGUGGCCUCUGAGGAUCUGUGCUCUGAGAAGCAGUGGAAUGUGUGCAAGGCCUUGGCCACCUUUGUGGCCCAUAGGGAACUUACCAAGGUGAAGCUGAAGCAGAUCACGCCACGGACGGAGGAGGAGAAAACCGAGCACAGUGUGGCAGCUGAGCGCCGGCGCAUGCGCCUGGUCUAUGCGGACACCAUCAAGGGCCUCCUGGCCAACUAUGCCAUCCAGGAAGAUCUGGACAGCAGGGACUGCAGCUGCAUGGUGCCGGCUGAGAAGACCCGCGUGGAGAGCGUGGAGCUGGUUCUGCCCCCCCAUGCCAACCACCAGGGCAACACCUUUGGGGGUCAGAUCAUGGCCUGGAUGGAGAACGUGGCUACCAUUGCAGCCAGCCGGCUCUGCCGUGGGCACCCCACACUGAAGGCUAUUGAGAUGUUCCACUUCCGAGGUCCGUCCCAGGUUGGAGACCGUCUGGUGCUCAAGGCCAUCGUGAACAACGCCUUCAAGCAUAGCAUGGAGGUGGGCGUGUGCGUGGAGGCCUAUCGCCAGGAGGCUGAGACCCACCGGCGGCACAUCAACAGUGCCUUCAUGACCUUUGUGGUCCUGGACGCAGAUGACCAGCCCCAGAAGCUGCCCUGGAUUCGGCCUCAGCCUGGGGAGGGCGAGCGACGGUACAGAGAGGCCAGUGCCAGGAAGAAGAUCCGCCUGGACAGGAAGUACAUUGUGUCCUGCAAGCAGGCAGAGAUGCCCCUCUCUGUUCCCUGGGACCCUAGCAACCAGGUGUACCUGAGCUACAACAACGUGUCCUCCCUGAAGAUGCUCAUGGCCAAGGACGACUGGGUGCUGUCCUCGGAGAUCAGUCAGGUCCGCCUGUACAGCCUGGAGGAAGACAAGUUUUUCUCCUUCCAUCUGGAGAUGGUGGUGCACGUGGAUGCAGCCCAGGCCUUCCUGCUGCUCUCAGACCUGCAGCGCAGGCCGGAGUGGGACAAGCACUACCGGAGCGUGGAACUAGUGCAACAGGUGGACGAGGAUGAUGCCAUCUACCACAUCAUCAGCCCUGCCCUUGGUCGUGAUGCCAAGCCCCAGGACUUUGUGAUCCUGGCCUCACGGCGCAAGCCUUGUGACAAUGGGGACCCCUAUGUCAUUGCGAUGAGGUCAGUCACGCUGCCCACGCACUGCGAGACACCAGAGUACCGUCGUGCCGAGACCCUCUGCUCAGGCUUCUGCCUCUGGCGCGAGGGGGACCAGUUGACCAAGGUGUCCUACUACAACCAGGUCAGCCCGGACUUCCUCAACUACGUGACCACCAACGUGUCCGGCCUCUCCUCGGAGUUCUACACCACCUUCAAGGCUUGCGAACGUUUCCUCCUGGACAAUCGCAAUGACCUGGCCCCCAGCCUCCAGACCCUCUAGGCUCCCCUCCAGCUGCCCCCAAGGACUCUCGUGCCGUGCGAGGAGGAAGGCAGAGGCAUUUAUUCCUCCUGCCUCCUGCAGGGAAGCUUGGACCUAGGAGUUGGCUGGCCCGGCACCACUGGGCGGUCAGUUUCUGCCAACAUCUGCCCACGAGUCCUUGUGGUACCCCUGGGGGGGCCUGCAGUAGACUCUGGUCCUGUCCACCCCGCUGGCUGCCAGCAGCCCUGCCCACACAGCUGUACAGCUGCUCCCAGUGGGGCUGUGCUGCACUGUGACGGUGGCCCGGGGGGAGGCUGCCAGCAGCCUGGCCACAGCUCCCACCAUGCUCUGGUCCAGUGGCCCGGCUUGCAGCUGGAAGGACACAGGUUGCCAGAGUCCCUGGCAGAGCUCCAGCAUAUCCAUGAGCAGCCGCUCCCCAUAGCCACUGCCUAGCAUCUCCUCGGGCCAGCUGGGUGCCACGGUCACAUGGGGGAAUACCUCAGCCACAGCCUUAAGGAACUCUUUGCCAGCCGUGUGGCCAGGGACCACAAAACUCCCAUAUGAGAUUGUGGCCCCGACCCAUACAGGCCGAGGCAGGUGGCCAAGGGCUGAGAGGUGUGCCAGGAUGGCCAGGGACGGACGGAGGGCUGCGGGCUCUACUAUGUGCACGUGGAGGCCCCAGCGCCCAGGGCGUGUGGCCAGCUGCAGCAGGCAUGACUCCAGUGUCAGGGCAGCGCUGCCUGGGGCACGGACGAUGGGCACAGGGUCCCCGGCUGCAGUUCCCUGGAGACCAACGUCCAGCAGGAUCACGCCUUCUCUGUCUGGAAGAGGCAACCAUGGCUGGUCUCAGGUUCCCAAGGGAGCCAGAAUCUCUUGUUAAAAGGGCACGGGGUGGGGUGGGGGUGUGGCUAUGGGGACGGCCUUGCCUCUCUGGAAUCCUCUAACCUUGUUCUGGGUUUCAGUUGUGGUGCCUGGUACUUGUCAAGACUAAAGUGAUAAGCUGCCAGCUCAGCUCUUGGCCUUUACUUGUGACAUAGACCUGGGGCAGAUGCCGGCUCCUCCUAUAGCAUCAUGUGACUGAGGACUCAAGAGAGCUGGUCUGAAGGCCAGGAAGCCGGUGCUCUUGAGACUACCCCACUCCCCCGGCCCCACCCUACUUUGUAUCCAGUGUGUGGCUUACAUGGGCCCAUGUUGCCAUGGUAACCGAGGUCCAAGGUCCACUGGCAAAGGACACCCUUGCAGGUCAGCUAGGGGUACCAGGGCUGUAGACAGACUUACCAGGGAGCGUGAUCACUGCUGUUCUGCCAUUGCCUUGCACUUCUGGAAGCAGCCACUCCACGCCCAGACCAUCACCCGCGGGUGGCUGGAGAACAGGGAUCAGGCUACUGCCGGUGUAGUACAUUCGCUUCCUUGUGGCAUUCACUGUGGGGUCCAAAAUUGUUGAGAUGAAGUGGCCAUUCAGAGUGCCUUCUAUAUGCUCCGAUUCUACCUUAUUCCAAGACUCUUGCUGUCAUCUCCCCGCUUUGAUAGACUAGGAGAAGUGAUUUGCCCAAGGUCCUUCAGCAGUUACUGGAUUGGAACUGGAUGGAACCAGAGCUAGCUGUACCCACAGCUAGUAUCCUCCCCCUCACUUAGGUAGCUCCCACAGUGGGGAUGUGGACUCUGAUGGGACCCCCUGUGACCAUUCAGCUGCAGGGUCAAGGGAGCAAAUAUGCACAGUAGCAUCUGGAUUAUUAAGUCUCACCCACAGAGAGACUGUGCUACAUGGAAAGUCUACAGGGUUGGAAUUUGCUGAGUUCUGAUAAGAGCUCUGCCUUGUUAAGAUCUGAUGACAUAUAAACUCUGUAACUGUUUA